GAAACAGCCACUCCUGAAAAAUGCGAAGAAAUCGUCUCGAAUCAAAAAGAUGAUGGUUGUAUUGAAUUGAGUGAUUCGGUUUGCAAUGAACUAGAUGUUCCUAAGGAAGAAGUUAUUACAACAAUUCAAAAGAAGAUUAAAAAUAAUAAACUUAAAUCACCCGAGCAUUCAUCAAGUCUUGAAACUGCAGUUAAUCUUGCAUACCUUAAGAAAGCCGCAUCCCAGUAUGGAGACAUAUGGAAAGAUAAAUAUAAUAAAGCCCGUGAAUAUCUAUCAAAACAAAUAGGAGAUGCUGAAGCCGAACAAGAACUUUUAGAAUGUGCCGAUAAUUAUGUAACUGAGAAUGCCAUAAAUAAAGUGAUUAAUAAUAAAAGGAAAAACUCAGUAUCUUCGUUGCAAAAUGUGACUACACCAGAGAAAUGCAACGAUGCAGUAUCUAAACAAAAGGAUGACGGCUCUUUUGAAAUUAGUGAGACGAUUUGCGAAGAAAUAGAUGUUCCUGUUGUAGACAUA
Molecule: messenger RNA, 513 nt
Organism: Dentiscutata erythropus
Lineage: Eukaryota; Fungi; Glomeromycota; Glomeromycetes; Diversisporales; Gigasporaceae
Source: the annotation of a GenBank genome assembly